Molecule: messenger RNA, 500 nt
Organism: Zophobas morio
Lineage: Eukaryota; Metazoa; Arthropoda; Insecta; Coleoptera; Tenebrionidae
Gene: RpLP2
Product: large ribosomal subunit protein P2
Exons: 4
Coding region: 105-446 (113 amino acids)
Biological process (GO): cytoplasmic translational elongation
Cellular component (GO): cytosolic large ribosomal subunit; ribosome
Molecular function (GO): structural constituent of ribosome
Source: RefSeq, a predicted model, not a curated record
GGCGCCACUAUCGCGUGGCGGCAUUACCUGAUUCUGUCAUUUGUCAUUCCUUCGCAAUUGUAAUUUCGAAAGUUAGUUCACGUUUCGUGUCAACAAGACUUAAAAUGCGUUACGUGGCGGCUUAUUUGUUGGCGGUUUUGGGCGGAAAGGCCUCCCCAUCCUCUGGAGACAUCGAAAAAAUCCUGAGCUCCGUUGGUAUCGAAGUUGACGCCGAAAGGCUCAAGAAAGUCUUGGGCGAACUCAAUGGCAAAACCAUCGAUGACCUCAUCAGCCAGGGACGUGAAAAGUUGAGCAGCAUGCCUGUUGGAGGUGGUGCUGCCGCCCCCGCAGCUGCUGAAGCCGCCGCUCCUGCCGCCGUCGAAGAGAAAAAAGAGACCAAAAAGGAGGAGAAGAAGCCGGAAUCAGACUCAGAGGAUGACGAUAUGGGUUUUGGUCUUUUCGACUAAAAAAUCGUAUAUCUAAGUUCAAACUUUGUUUUAUAAUAAAGACUUUUUAAGAAA